GCUGAACUUUGACCCGAUUUAGCGGAACAUCAUGGCAGAGAAAAGAAAUUCUUCUGGAUGGCUUUUGUUGAUUAUCUUAAUUUCUGUUGUCUUCGUGCAUUUAAUGCUAUGCCCUUUUACAAAGGUGGAGGAGAGCUUCAAUUUACAAGCAAUCCACGACAUUCUUUACCACAGACUUGAUUUAGAAAAGUAUGACCAUCACGAAUUCCCCGGCGUUGUCCCUCGAACAUUUAUUGGACCUCUGUUUAUUUCUGCGCUUUGCUCUCCGUUGGUGUUUUUGCUGUCCUGGCUGGAUGUGUCGAAGUUUUACACGCAAAUACUAGUGCGGGGAUGUCUGGGCUUGUGCGUGACCGGUGCACUGUGGAGUUUGCAGAGGGAGGUUCGCAAGCAGUUCGGGUCGACGGUCGCGUCGCUGUUCUGUCUCAUCUGCGCGUCGCAGUUCCACCUGAUGUUCUACAGCUCUAGGCCUCUCCCGAACGUGUUCGCUCUUCCAAUCGUUUUGCUGGCCUUCACGUCCUGGAUGCAGCAAAGACACGGGCGGUUUGUUUCUCUGUCUGCCCUGGCCAUCAUCGUGUUCCGCGGGGAGCUGGCCCUGUUCCUGGGGCUGAUGCUGCUGAUGUCACUGCUGACCAGGAGGAUGGGCUUGUCUCAGCUGUUCUUCUAUGGCCUUCCAGCCGGGAUUGGCUGGUUAGCCCUCACGGUGUGUGUGGACUCGGUGUUCUGGAAGCAGCUGCUCUGGCCUGAGGGGCAGGUGCUGUGGUACAACACGAUCCUGAACAAGAGCUCCAACUGGGGAACCUCCCCCUUCCUGUGGUACUGGUACUCGGCGCUGCCCCGCGCCCUGGGCAGCACGCUGCUGUUCGUCCCCCUGGGGCUGCUGGACAGACGGACGCAGGGCCUCCUGGUCCCGGCGGGGGGCUUCAUCCUGCUCUACUCCCUCCUGCCCCACAAGGAGCUGCGCUUCAUUCUCUACACCUUCCCCGUGUUCAACAUGGCGGCGGCCCGAGGCUGCUCCUUCAUCCUGAACAACUACCACAAGUCCUGGAUGUAUAAGCUGGGGUCUUUAGUCGUGAUCGGCCAGCUGGUGGCGAACGGCGUGUACUCGGGCGUGUCCCUGUACGUCUCCCACCAUAACUACCCCGGCGGACGGGGCAUGGCGGACCUGCACGCGCUGGUGCCGGCCUCGUCCGAAGUUUCAGUUCAUAUUGACGUUUCCGCUGCCCAGACUGGAGUUUCGCGCUUCUUGGAACUAAAUAGGAACUGGAGAUACGACAAGAGAGAAGACCUGGUGCCCGGGGACCCGAGGAUGGGGAACUACUCCCACAUCCUGAUGGAGUCGGACCUUACCCACGUGGCCCUGCUCCUGGACUCGCACCGACCUUUGACCUUCAUUCGGGGGUUCAGUGAACUGGAGCUCCACCCGCUGCGGUUUCCCCCUCUCAGUGUCCGACUGAGCGACAAACUGGUGCUGCUCCAGGCUCUGAGCCUCUCCAGAGAACAGGACUGACGAGGAUUUAUUCCCCCCCCCUCAGCCCCCGCCCACCCAAUGCGGCCUUUGGCUGUGCGUCGAGUCACCCGAGUCAGGUGUUCGCACUGACACUGUGCUGAUAGGGGGGUGGUUGUGUAAAAUAAUAUAGUUUCCUUUAUAGACCAAAGAUAUUUACAGUACGUUCCAUAAUUUGGAUUUUCUGCCAUGACCUUUUCCAUUGCUCUCGGGUUCUCAAGCAACCUUAACGGGAAAAAAAAAAUGAAAACGACAAAAUAAAAAAAUUAAAAAACUGUGGAUCUAUUUUCCAAA
Molecule: messenger RNA, 1798 nt
Organism: Conger conger (European conger)
Lineage: Eukaryota; Metazoa; Chordata; Actinopteri; Anguilliformes; Congridae
Gene: alg12
Product: ALG12 alpha-1,6-mannosyltransferase
Exons: 9
Coding region: 32-1507 (491 amino acids)
Biological process (GO): protein N-linked glycosylation
Cellular component (GO): endoplasmic reticulum membrane
Molecular function (GO): alpha-1,6-mannosyltransferase activity
Source: RefSeq, a predicted model, not a curated record